Anarrhichthys ocellatus (wolf-eel) is the source of this 1938-nucleotide messenger RNA. Its product is annotated as calsequestrin-2-like. Bases 203 to 1432 code for a protein of 409 amino acids. Gene Ontology annotation, molecular function: calcium ion binding. NCBI's taxonomy places the organism in Eukaryota, Metazoa, Chordata, Actinopteri, Perciformes, Anarhichadidae. The record is from RefSeq and is a predicted model, not a curated record. The transcript is spliced from 11 exons. Gene Ontology annotation, biological process: regulation of cardiac muscle contraction by regulation of the release of sequestered calcium ion. Gene Ontology annotation, cellular component: Z disc; sarcoplasmic reticulum lumen.
AGAGAUAUAGAGAGAAGCAGAGAGAGAGGGAAAAUUAGAUAUUUGUGAGAAUAUUUUAUAUUUGCUGGGGAGGUAACAGAGAUCAAAUCUAGAUUGUGUACGGUAUACAUUACACUCUUCAAGCUGGGCCCUGAGAGGUACUUUGAUUUCUCUGCCAACUUUAUCCCGGCUGGCGAACGCCUCCACAACCCGAAACCCGACGAUGCAGCAGAUGUGGCUCUCCCUGCUGUCCGGCCUUUGCCUCCACUUGGUUUUAUUCUGCAGCGCAGAGGAAGGCCUGGAGUUCCCCAACUUCGACGGCAGGGACAGGGUGCUGGACGUCAGCGAGCGCAACUACAAGAAGGCUCUGAAGAGAUACGACCUGCUGUGCCUGUUCUACCACGAGCCGAUGCCGGCCAGCAAGGGCCUGCAGAAGCGCUUCCAGAUGACAGAGCUGGUGCUGGAGCUCACAGCUCAGGUCCUGGAGAACAAAGACAUCGGUUUUGGGAUGGUGGACUCCCAGAAGGAUGCCAAAGUAGCCAAAAAACUGGGUCUGGAGGAGGUGGGCAGCUUGUACGUCUUCAAGGGCGACCGGGUCAUCGAGUUUGAUGGGGAGCUCUCAGCAGACACACUCGUGGAGUUCCUGUUGGAUGUGCUGGAGGACCCGGUGGAAAUGCUCAACAACGCCAUGGAGCUACGGGCCUUCGAGAGGAUGGAGGAGGACAUCCGCCUCAUUGGCUACUUCAAGGGAGAAGAUUCACACUACAAAGCUUUUCAGGAGGCCUCGGAGCGUUUUCAACCUUACAUCAAGUUCUUUGCUACAUUUGAUAAAUCUGUAGCCAAACAUCUCUCCCUCAAGAUGAACGAGGUGAAUUUCUACGAGCCGUUCAUGGAGGAGCCGGCCAUCCUGCCUGGCAGACCUCUGUCAGAGAUGGACAUCGUCGAGUUCGUCAACCAGCACAGAAGGGCUACUUUGAGGAAGCUCCGGGCAGAGAAUAUGUUUGAAACAUGGGAGGACGACAUGGACGGAAUACAUAUUGUGGCGUUUGCAGAGGAGGAAGAUCCAGAUGGCUAUGAGUUCUUAGAGAUCCUGAAAGACGUGGCAAGAGACAACACCAACAACCCAGAGCUCAGCAUCGUCUGGAUCGACCCCGACGACUUCCCUCUGCUGACAACUUACUGGGAAAAAACCUUCAAGGUGGACCUGUUCAGACCUCAGAUUGGUGUGGUCAAUGUCACAGAUGCGGACAGCGUGUGGCUGGACAUGUCCAACGACGAGGACCUGCCCACCCCCGAGGAGCUGGAGGACUGGAUAGAGGAUGUCCUGUCGGGGAGGGUGAACACGGAGGACGACGACGAGUCUGCCGACGACCAGGAGAACCCCGACAACUACGUCCCGGAGGACAGCUACGAGAGUCACGACCCAGAGGAGGAAGACGACGGCGACGACUAACCGGAAUGUCAAGGCAGUUCAGACCUGGGUCAGAAAACUGAACUCGUUUGCUACAUUAGAACCACAUCACUGACAAAUUCAAUUGUUUUGUAAGUGAAGUUAAAAGGAAAUGUAGUCUCCCAAAAAAUAAACUCUGUAGACUGGUUUAAAUAGUUAGGCAGAUAAAACAGAACUGAUUGAAGGUCAUCACGUGUAUAUUAAAGCUCCAUUAAGAGAUUUUGGCCAUUUGGGGGCAGCGCAAUAAACUGUAACCCGUUAUCACCCUUUAAGUUGUUAUAGCCAACGUGUUAGCAAACACAUCCAGCAGACGCGAAGCAGCAUUAGCAUGUGUAGUCAAAUGAUUAAUCAAUAUGUUAAUAUAAACAUAUUGAUUAUAAGCUUUAAGGUUGACGUAAGUGACAAGAUGAAUUAUGUGUGAGAAUAAAUGACAAUGUUUUAUGUUCUUUUAGGUAGAAACAAAGCUUGAACUGUUGUUUUAGGAUUAAAUAAAAGUCCAGACGACCAUG